GUCAGUGUAUCUCGUCCAUUACAGUUUACAACGUUAGCAGAACUUGGAUAUUUCUAGACCUUGCUAGUACUCCGUUUUCUCCAGGAGUAAAAAGACAAGGAAACCAAACGGAGGCGAAUCAACAAUGGCUUCAGGUGACUCCCUCCAUCUCUCAGAGCUGAGGAUUGUGCUGCUGGGGGGGAGAGAUGAAGGGAAGAGUUCAUCAGGAAACACCAUCCUCGGCAGAGAGGAGUUUGACCUGAGGACAACUGCUCAGUGUGUGAAGAGACAGGGAGAAGUAGCAGGGCGGCAGGUCACUGUGGUCGACACUCCAGGAUGGUGGAGGAUUUACCCUGUAGAGAGUACUACUGAGCUGGUUAAACAGGAGAUAGUACACAGUGUGUCUCUGUGUCCUCCAGGACCCCACACUCUCCUCCUGGUCAUCAAGCUGGAUGUCUCAUUCACAGAGGAAGACAGAAGAUCAGUAGAGGGACACCUGCAGCUUCUCAGUGAGAGAGUCUGGAGUCACACUAUAGUGCUGUUCACUCAUGGGGACUGUCUGGGAGACACAACCAUUGAGCAGCACAUUGAGACAGAAGGGAAGGCCCUCCAGUGGCUUGUUGAGAAAUGUGGGAACAGGUAUCAUGUUCUCAACAAUGAGAAUAGGGGUGAUGACUCUCAGGUCACUGAGCUGCUGGACAAGACUGAGGAGAUGGUGGCAGCAAACAGUGGAGAUGUGUUUUACCCUGACAUAGAUAUCAGUAAAGAAAUGAACUGGAGUUCAGAAGAGUAUCAGACAUCACCACUGCCUCUGAAAAGAGCCAAGAGUAUAGAAGGUGUCCCUCCAAACAAGUGGGGAGGUGGUAGAUCUGAUGUCCUGUCUCUGGGGAGCUCUGGCUAUGCCUCCCAGACAUCCAGACCUUCUGACCACAGCUCAGGGAUUAAACCACAGAAAUCUCCACACACCAGAUUAAACCCUGAACCUGCACACAGCAGGGAACCACCAGGACCGAUCCCAACUUCUGUGAUGCCUGAAUUCACCUCACAAACUUCAGAGACUUCAUACAGGCUCCAGUGCCCCCAUGCAGGUGUGUUCCAGUGCAGGUUGACAGGUCUGGCCUUUCAGAUGGAGGGAGAGGGGGAGGUGCUCUACAGAACUGUCCAAUGGGACGAAGGUCUGCUGGUCUCCACAGGCCAGACCCCUGCAGGACCCCUGUUCAACAUCAGCUGUCCUCAGGGCUCUGUCUGUCAGCUGCACCUCCCACACUGUGAGAUUCUCUCUGGAGGGGGUCUAAAGUCCUUGUCUGUGGCUCAUGUCAGUGGUGGUAACGUGGAGCUUCCCCUAUGGGGGUCUGGUGAGACGGUUGAUACCCUCCCUCACCACCAGGGGGAAGGUGCUGUCCUUCCUCCAACUACUAGGCCCCAAGCGCUCUAUUCUCAACCUGGUUGUUAUACCACACAACGUUCCACUCCAAGAGGUAGUCCUUCCAACACGCCCAAAACACAUCGGUAUUUUAAUCGCUAUGGUUGUACCACAAGUCCUGAAAAGUGUGAAUUGAAAGGGGUCAAAGUUGAAUACAUCGUCUUGUUUCAGGUGGGGAGGAUGCAGAGAGCGGGCUCCUACAUAGAUGUGUGUUCAGACUGCACACUCUCUCGUGGAGAAGUCUACAGUGUCUGCUGUGAUGUGGUGGAGGGAGAUAUGAUCCAACCUAAGCAUGUUCAGGUCUACUGGAACUAUGGUCCAAACUACCACCCCACCUUCCAGGUGUUUCUCAACCCCAACACAGAGGAGGUGGGGCUGAGGCUUCUGGAGAAAGCGGGAAAAGGAGAGGCGGUGUGGACAGCACGUGUUCCACUAACAGGUUCCUCAUCGCUGGGAGGCAGGCAGACGGAGCAUGCUCAGAAGGGCUGUGCAGAAGAGCAGCUGCGCUCUGCAAGACUGACGUUUGUGGAGCGAGUGUCCAUGCCUGUCCUGGAUAAUCUGCUAGAUGGACUUCUGCAGGAGAGAGUGAUCAACGAUUGUGAGAGAGAGGCGGCGAUAGCGGAGACACAGAGGGUAGAGAGAGCGCGGGCCACCAUCGACAUGGUCCUGAGGAAAGGAGAUGAGUCAUGGUCUGUGAUGAGACGCCUCCUGUGUGAUAUGGACCCUUACUUACAUUCAACACUUGGCUUUAAAUAAUACUGAAGAGGAUGAAUUUAUAUAAAUAAAUUCAUUCAUGAAUUUUCGAUUCUGUAAGAAAAUUCUGGUACAAUGUUUCAUUCUUGUACAAUUUUUUUUUUUUUAAACCAUUUUUCUUUUUAAAAAUGUUUUUAAUCUUUGGUCGAUGAAUGAGAGUAGGCCUAAUUUGAUUGAGCAUCGUAAUCCCACCACCAUCAAGUUGUUAUAUUAUUACAUUACAUUUAAUUAGUUUAGCAGACACUUUAAUCCAAAACGACAUACAAAUGUAUGAACAUAAUAUUUGAGCCGUGGUAGAGCCCCCUACCCCAGGGCAGAGCCCGUGGUGGGGGCUCUGCCCUGGGGUAGCCGGCUCCCUUACGCUCCCAUGGCAAAGGGUGCUCCUCUACUAGGCCUCGGACAUCACCUCGGACCUGUCCACCCCCCCUACCCCUUUACCUUAUAUAGGUCUGCCCUCGUUUCCCAUGAAGAGUAACCCAUGAAUAAAAACAAUUGUUUUUAUUUAGGUAAAUACUAGUUCUGCAGUACAACAAAAUCAUCUACACAUUAACUACACCUGUGUUAGCCAGCUAAAGCCGAUUGGGCCACGUCUGAUAAGGCAGCAUUAAAAGGCACACACGUAUGUGUGUCACAUCGAGGAGGCAUUUCCUUAGAUUAAUCCACUCCGCCAAAGUCAAUCCGAUUUCCAUAUCUAUGGUUAUCAAUAAUGUUCAAAUCUAAUACGUGAGUGUCUUGACUGGAGACAAAGUAAAAAAAAAUUGUGACAAAGAAGAAUAACGUUUUCAUGUUUUAACAUCUUGGAUUACUGGUAUCAUGUCACCUAUUUGCAGGACUUUGUAAUAGGAUAUGAUUUGAUUGUUGUAUACAUAUUUUGUUUGUCCAAUCAUCUCUAUUACUUCAGAAUCCCUGGAGGAGAAUAUGUCAAAAUUGAUGGACACGAAGAAGAAUGGGGAAGAAGUUGAUAUUCCUUUUGAUGUUGAAAUUGAAUCAGAACCAGAAUAUGCUUGAUUUGCUAUGUACUGUAAAUUCACACAAACAAGGAAUUUACUGUGGCAGGAAGCUGCAUACAAUAAACCAGGGCUCUCAACUCUCACACAUUCACCGUGAGACUCACACAUUUCAAUCAUUUCUCACGCAACACCUUGUAUUUCUCAUGCUGAGAAGUAAUGGAUAAUUUAUCCCCCCAGUCUUCAGAUUUUUGUACCAGAACGUUACAGGUAGGCCUAUAAUAAUGUAAUCUCACGCCAAACUUGAGAGCCCUGAUAAACAUAUACGGAUCUUAAAUACAUAAAAAGUAGAAAUGUACAAUAGUCUAACUAAUUCUUAACAACUAAAAAAUAGGUAAAAUAUAAAAUUGAUAAAAAAUAGGAUAACAUAGUGCAGUGGUUCUCAAACCACUGGUGGUACACAUGCUAGUGGUACGCGGAGGAAUCUCAGAAAUAUUUAAAUACCUUAACCAUGAUAUCAUUUAAAUGUGAUUUAAAAAAAGUUUUGCCUUCCCUAUAAUAUUUUGGUUUCGAAAAACAAAAAUAAAUGUUGGCACGCGCUACUACCUGACUGAUCUCGGGUAGUGGCAAAUGCAAACAUCCACGAUAGUUACUGCGUGAACUGUGUGUAGCUCAAUAGGGUAGGCUACCCUACUGUAUAUUAACAUCGGUCAUAAUGGUGGUACUUGGAGAGUCAAAUAUUUUCUGAGCUGGUACGGGGUGUAAAACGUUUGAGAACCACUGACAUAGUGCAUUAAUUAUCAAUUGACUAAAGAUCAGCAGGACACAGAUCGGUAGCCUAGAAAAACCAAUAGAGAUCACCUAAUGACAUCCGAAAAUCUUGUCUUUUCUCCAGUAAGUCAUCAAUGAGUGGACCCAUGAUGAGCUGGAGUGAUGCCGGCAAGACUCAAGAAGAAGAAGAGAUCUGCCUCUGCUGGAGGACUGCUGACACAUUGGGAAAUGGGGAGAGGGAAUAAGGGAUAUUUCUGUUAUUUUCAGUGAGCGUUAAAAGUAUACAUAAACACAAAAACAAACCGUGCAAACAUUUUACAUGCAAUACAUGACUACCCUAAUACGGCCCAUACUCUUGACCUGGGGAAAAGAUCUGUUAACAGAGUGUAUGGUUUUAUAUAUACAGACCAGGGGUGAACCAAAUGUAUAUGUUACUUUUAAGAUGCAUGUUUAAAGUUGUUUUCUCUCUUGAACAGAGAUCUUAUUGGGAUUUUUAUUUUUGUUUGAAUUGUUUAUCACUUGUAUUAUUGUUUUUAUUGAUUUUAUGUAAAGCACCUUGAGCUACAAUUCUUGUAUGAAAUGUGCUAUAUAAAUAAAGUCUUACUUACUUACUUA
Molecule: messenger RNA, 4488 nt
Organism: Osmerus eperlanus (European smelt)
Lineage: Eukaryota; Metazoa; Chordata; Actinopteri; Osmeriformes; Osmeridae
Exons: 9
Coding region: 125-2158 (677 amino acids)
Biological process (GO): regulation of apoptotic process
Molecular function (GO): GTP binding
Source: RefSeq, a predicted model, not a curated record